AAGCGCUGCAUCGUCCGCUCUGCCACAGGCCCUGACACAAGAUCCCAUCAUGCGAUUCCUCCAGUUUGGAUCGCGCGUUUUGAUGGGCGAGAAACCUCUCAUUAUGCAUACCACCGCAAUAUAUUAUAUAUGAAAGGUGGCGGCCAUCAGCUGGCGUAAUCUUUACCGUCAGUGGCAGUCGGGGCGACCUCGUCGAGCAGCCAAGUAGGAGCGUCAUGGGCACCGAGGAUGCACGCAGCAGCACGCCAGCCGCGCCUGGCCCGCGGAGCAACCAGGCCGAGACCGCACCGCGGCGUGCGCCGGCGACGCCCAAGUCCUGGACCAUUCACGACUUUGACAUUGGCCGCGAGCUCGGGCGGGGCCGCUUUGGCCAAGUGUUUUUGGCCCGCGAAAAGUCGUCGCGCAAGAUCUUGGCCAUCAAGAUCCUCACCAAGGAGCAGCUCCACCUGGGCGGCGUCGUGCAGCAGCUCAAGCGCGAGGUUGAGAUCCACUCGCGCAUUCGCCACCCACACAUUCUGCCGCUGUACGCCACGUUCCAAGACGACACGAAAGUGUACCUCGUCCUCAAGUACGCACCCCACGGCGACCUCUUCACGCGCCUCAAGAACGCCCAAUGCGGCCGGCUGGACGAGCGCACGGCCGCCCGCGUGAUGACGCAGCUCAUUAGCGCCAUCCACACGUGCCACCAGCACAACGUGGUGCAUCGCGAUAUCAAGCCCGAAAACAUCCUCCUCGGCGCCGAGGAGGAAGUGCUCUUGGCCGACUUUGGCUGGUCGGCGGCCAACGUGACCGCAUCGUACCUCUCUGUUUGCGCAUCCAACGCUCAUAUUUGCGAUAUGAAUCGGCGCGAAACGCUGUGCGGCACGCUCGAUUACCUCUCGCCCGAGAUGCUCAACGGACAAAAAUACGAUGCGUCCGUGGACAUUUGGGCCAUUGGCGUGCUCCUCUUUGAGCUCCUUGUCGGCAAGCCUGCGUUCGAGUCCCACGACCAAAGCCAGACGUCGGAGCUCAUUUUAAACGCGCGCUACCGCAUCCCGCUCUUUGUGUCGCGGGAGGCCAAGGACCUUAUCCGCCGGUUUUUGAAAAAGGACCCGGCCGACCGCAUCACGCUGGCCGAAGCCAUGGAGCACCCGUGGCUCCAGCGCUAUAGCCAAGAGCGGGCGCGUACGCCGUCCGCGGCGUCGCCCAAACCGAGUUCGCGGCAGCCGCGGUCGUCGUCGUCGUCGGUCGCGUCGUCUCGGGCGUAAAUUCUGGAUCCAGAGCGCUACAGAACUGUGUAUACAUCUAGUAUAUUUUGCAAGGAUACUUUGCAUAUCA
Messenger RNA from Saprolegnia diclina VS20, 1317 nucleotides. RefSeq names its product AUR protein kinase. Gene Ontology annotation, cellular component: spindle microtubule; chromosome passenger complex; spindle midzone. Bases 216 to 1247 code for a protein of 343 amino acids. The record is from RefSeq and is a predicted model, not a curated record. Gene Ontology annotation, biological process: protein phosphorylation; mitotic spindle organization; regulation of cytokinesis. Lineage: Eukaryota; Oomycota; Saprolegniomycetes; Saprolegniales; Saprolegniaceae. Gene Ontology annotation, molecular function: ATP binding; protein kinase activity. The transcript has 10 exons.